UCCUCCUGAAAAGCGGGCUCGCAUUUGAAACCCCGAAAAGCGCGCUCUUGCACCCCGACCGCCUAAAUCACAACCCGCGCCUCUAAAAAUGCCCCUCGAAGUCAAAACGGCCGAGUCUCGAGUCCUCACCUUGCCCGUCGGUUGGUAAAAUGGGCGAGGAACUUUCGAAUGAAGACUGUAAAAGCAACCUGAGUGUGCUAAACGAUACUUUGUACGUCUGUAAUAAUGACACGGUGCCCGAGAUCCUCAUCCAGCAGAACUUGAACGUUAUCCUGGUUUAUAGUGCGCUUUUUGUCGUCGCGGCUGUGGGAAAUUUGACGGUGUUUAUUUCGCUGUUCCGGUCGAGGCAUCGCAAGUCGAGGAUAAGUUUAAUGAUUCGCCAUCUUGCCAUUGCGGAUCUGAUUGUCACUUUUAUUAUGAUCCCGAUCGAGGUCGGAUGGAGAGUGACAGGUAAAUGGAUCGCGGGAAAUGUGGCAUGCAAAGUCUUCUUGUUCCUGCGAGCCUUUGGACCGUACCUAAGCAGCAACGUCCUUGUGUGCGUGUCCUUGGACAGAUACUUUGCGGUCCUCCACCCUCUCCGAGUCAACGACGCCAGAAGAAGAGGCAAGAUGAUGCUGGCCUUCGCAUGGGGCACGUCCUUCGUUUAUUGUAUACCGCAGAUCUUUGUGUUUCGAGUACGAGCGCAUCCUUCGUUCCCCAACUACGUACAAUGCGUCUCGUUCGGGUUCUUCACGUCGACGUCUCAAGAGAUCGCCUACAACUUAAUGUGUGUCAUGUGUAUGUACUUCAUCCCGUUGUUCGUCAUCAUUGUCGCCUACACGGCCAUCAUGUGCGAGAUUUCGAAGAACUCGCAGGAAACGAGGGGGGAGUCAUAUCGCACUUCGAAUGGACGCAUGAGGCUGCGGAGGUCGGAUAUCAGCAAUAUAGAGAGGGCGAGGAGCAGAACGUUGAGGAUGACUGUCACCAUCGUGGCGGUCUACGUGUGGUGCUGCACUCCCUACGUGAUCAUCACAAUGUGGUACAUGUUCGAUCGAGAUAGCGCCCAGAAGCUGCCGUCGUGGCUCCAAGACACAUUUUUCAUGAUGGUGGUUUCCAACAGCUGCAUGAACCCCAUAGUUUAUGGAAGUUUUGUGAUAAACUUCCGGCGAGUGAACUGCAAGUGCCUGUGCUUCGGAAAGUCCAGCAGCGAAAACAACCUCAACAAUGGAGAGGCGCAGGCGGCGGCAGCCGGGCGGGGGAGGAGUUUAGCGCGUGGAGUUAUAAAAUGUGUCCUGAGGUUUCGAAAAGUGGGGUCCGGAGCCACCAGAAGCACAGGAAUGGUCCACGGCGUGGGCGUCAACGGCAGCGCUCGUUCCCAAGCUCCCAAGGGUAAUUCAAACCUGACAGGAUUGCUUGUCAAGGGCCGGCUCCCCAAUAAGCCCCCCAGCGUGGGCCAUAUUUCGUUCCUCAGCGAGCCCCGCAACGGCCGCAACUACCGCUCGAGCUUCCACAGCGAGCCCUGCACCCGGCCCAGGAUGUGCCCCGACGAGCUCUGCCUGGACACGUCCUGCCACAGCGCCGACUAUUACGGCUCUGCAGUUUUAUAGGGGCAGGAGAUGUCACCCAAGUGUGACAUCAAGAUGGGCAUCAACGGAGCUGUCGCUUUCUAUAACUUCGAGCCGGCGAGAUCGAGGAAUAUUUAGUGUUUGGAGGACGCGUUGGGGACUCAGAGGUGGACCAGGGAGUACAUGUGUUGAGUGCGACGGAGCGGCUUUUAUACAGGGUGUAGCGAAUGUACAUAGAUCUUUUUUAUUUUUGUACUGGGUGUUGGUAGCGUGUAGGAAUUUUCGAAAGGAGGGCGUGCCUAUUUGCAUUUUCUUCUUCAGGCUGGUGCUUAUCAUUAUUUGACUUAACUCAGGCUGCUGAUUCUGUGACAUCGAUUAACUCAAGAUUCGGGGUAGAGGUUAGUUCUUUUGCGAGGGUGUUGUACAUAUUCGUGUUAAUAAUAUUAUCUGUGAUUCAUUUUCACCGUAAGAUAUUUAACAG
Molecule: messenger RNA, 2025 nt
Organism: Zophobas morio
Lineage: Eukaryota; Metazoa; Arthropoda; Insecta; Coleoptera; Tenebrionidae
Product: adipokinetic hormone/corazonin-related peptide receptor variant I-like
Exons: 8
Coding region: 150-1586 (478 amino acids)
Biological process (GO): cellular response to hormone stimulus; G protein-coupled receptor signaling pathway
Cellular component (GO): plasma membrane
Molecular function (GO): peptide binding; G protein-coupled receptor activity
Source: RefSeq, a predicted model, not a curated record